AUGGACAAAUUGAAGAUGGCGGCGAGAACCCCACUUUGCAAAAUUUCUAUCGAUGCUGUUGGUCACAAACGCUUGCCAAUAGCUUUGUCGAUUUGUCAUGAAUCAAGAGAGCUGGCACUGACAAGAUAUUCCCCAUUGCUGACCUCCGAUGCCUCAACUACGGAAACUGUCUUGAGGCAAUUCGAACAGCAAUCAUACGGCAAUGUUGUGCUCCUAGGCGUUCGACAUAUGCAAAUCGAUUUCACGCGCGACACGCUGAUGAUCUUUGAACCAGAAGUACAAAUCUCAAGCAUCGCAUCUUACAUUCACGGAGAAAGAGUUGAGCGCCUUGUAUGGUCAAGAAUCACCUCGAGCUAUAUCGGACCUUGGGAUAUUAAUUGGGCACGCUUUGCAGUCGACUUUCCUGAUCUCAAGUAUCUGAACUUGGUUUUUGGCACAAGUUCUUGGGCUGCGGGUGUCUCUGGACCGCGUGUCAACGAGCAAAUGAUACCCAUGGACUCCAAUCUGGAAGACUUGUUUCAUUUCUAUCAAGACAUAACAAAGAGGCCCCACUCGAAUGUCGGACGAGAUCUGAGCACCCUCUUCUUCGAGUUCUCCCACGUAGCUAGGAACCGGCGCAAUUUCUGGAACUUCGUUAUCGGACCCUCCGCGCCUUCACCAUGGUAUAAAUUGUCCUUCGAAACCAGUUUCUGGACAACCAAAAGAGCACUCGACAGUCUUUUAUCCCUCACCUAUCCAAUUCGGGUCAAUAGCGUGUAUCAACUACCACGGCAUUCACACAAAACAUGGCGGCACCUUGAAUUUCCAAGGAUUGUCUUGUUCAGGAGAGAAGUAUGCGAUAUGGACGACCAACUUUUCAGUCGAUACGAGGGCAUUCAAGAACUAUUCCGGGAAAUUUAG
This is a messenger RNA of Mollisia scopiformis, 900 nucleotides long. RefSeq lists its product as uncharacterized. The coding region runs from base 1 to 900 and encodes 299 amino acids. The record is from RefSeq and is a predicted model, not a curated record. The transcript has a single exon. NCBI's taxonomy places the organism in Eukaryota, Fungi, Ascomycota, Leotiomycetes, Helotiales, Mollisiaceae.